AUGGCCGUGAAUGAGCUAAUCAAGGCAGAUGGCACUCUUCAGAGGCCGCAAACAACGAUCAUCAACUUGUCUGCUGGGAAGGGGAUUCAAUACAAACACAUGAUUGGCAGCGAAGUUGAGAAGGAUGGUAAAAGCUACUGGGGACAACCUCCUGCUGAGCCUGUGCCAGCAAAAGUCGUGUCGUGUCUCGCUGGCAUAAACGAGACCUGGUGCAACAUCUUCGGCAAGGCUCUGCUUAGUCCAUGCCUCGCACGUGUGAGCCUGAACUUCACGCAACGUACAUACAUCUUUUCCAACAAGAGGGCGCGCGAUCUUCUAGGAUGGCAGCCUGAGGACGACGACAUCAAGGAUACCAUGCGAAAAUACCUCUGCCGGGAUCCAUCCCGCCAGAAGAAGGUCUGA
Messenger RNA from Symbiodinium necroappetens, 402 nucleotides. NCBI's taxonomy places the organism in Eukaryota, Dinophyceae, Suessiales, Symbiodiniaceae. The record is from the annotation of a GenBank genome assembly.